CGCUGCAUUCGCGCACUAGAAACCGAAAGUGUUCAAAACUGCGUCAGUGCGCUGAGAGGAGUGGCUCUGAGUUCCGUUAUUUUCGAGAGAUACUGUAUUUCAUCCUCGGAAGAUUUCUGCAGACAUGGAGCUUCUAUCACUUCUGUUUAUGAGCUCCUGCUUCCUGACUUUGUCCGGACUGACGUUUGGUGAUCAAUCCGGGAAAACUGUGAAUGCGAAUGAAGGUGAUGAUGCCAUUUUACCCUGUUCCCUUGGCACCAAUGAGAACAUUGAGUUUGUGCGGUUUGAGUGGACGAAGGAAGGAACUGAAAAGAAGGUGUAUAUACAUGAUACUGGGCUGGAUCAUAGUCCUGCCCUCCCAGGUCGAGUCUCACAUUUUCGAGAUCUGCAGCACGGCAGCGCCUCCAUAAGAAUAAAUAAAGUUCAACUGGAGGACGAAGGAAACUACACCUGCAACUUUCCAAGCAGAGGAAAAACAUUCAGGAUUGAGCUUCUUGUUGUUGGAGCAGCAGAGCCAGAGAUCACAAUUGUUGUUCAAAGAAAUGGCUGGGCGCUGCUUCAGUGUGAUGUUAAGAAUGCUUAUCCCAAACCUACAGUGAAGUGGCGGGACAGUAACAAUGAAACCAUUCAUUCUGAGGAGCCACAGGUCUCUAAACAAGGAGAUCGCUUCAACAUCGUCCUCAAAGCUACUGUGAAAAAACCCGACCGCUAUCACUGUGUCGCCACACAGAGGGAAAUCAAACAUGAGGCGCAAAAAGAAAUCAAUGUAGAUUUUGAUGAGAAGAGUGACUCUGCACCACAAGUGCUCCCUGUAUGGACUGCCAUAAUCAUCGGUGUUAUUGUUGCUGUUGUUAAAGUGUGAGUUAGAGCUUGCUUUUUGAAGAAAGGUUAACAAAGAAGAGAAAAUGGCCGCUCCACACCGCUGCAGACUGUUCCCACCUCUGAACAACCUUAAAAAGUGUGAAUUGGUCAUAUUUGAAACCUGUUUUUGUUUUUUGUCUUUGAUUCAGCUGAGAGUUUAAUCACAACAGGACAUGUUGGCUCUUUUUUUGUUGUGCGACUUUUCUCUGGUUUCUAAUGAAAAACAUUUUGAGUUAACUCUGUUCAUCUUGGCUCAGGACGCUCCCUCAGAGAGAGGACGUGUCAAGAGUUUUGAGUCAAAGGUUAAAAUUUUUAUUUUUACUCUCCAACAUCACAGAGUACUUCAGAGUCAGAGUCAAACCUGAACAUCACCCAAACUGUCACAGUCCAACCUUCACUCUGCGUCACGUUCAUGGUUUAAAAUUACACGACUGUUUCUUCUACCUGCAUCUUUCACAUCCUCACCAAGUUUUAGCUUCACACUGUUCUGUGUUUAUAUUUCAUCAUCAUUAUUCAUCAUUUAGAGAUGCUGGAGUUUUGUUGUCCUCAUAUAAGGAAUUAGGAUCUAUAAUUAAUAACGUGCUUCCAUCCUUUCUAUUUUCACUUUUAACUUUUUUUUCCCUCCAAAGUUAAAAAAUUUCUGUGUUGUUGAAAAUAAAAUAGAAAAAUUGCCAUUUUAAAAUCACUGUGUAGUGAUGAGGACACUGUAACUGUCCCCAUGUUAAUAAUACAGUGCAUAGUCACAUUUCCAUCAUUUUAACUUUAAUUUGAUCAUUUACUGAUCAUCUCAGUGUUUCCUCUCCUGCUGCAGUUUCAUGGCUCCUCCUGAAUCCUUUCCCAUUUUCAGUGUGCAGCUUUAUCAAGAAUUCACUAAACAAAGUUUCUCUGAGGUUCAUGUUUUGUUUUUAUCAUAACAGAUUAAAAUAAUUGGAACUCCAAAAACCUGUCCCCUCUGAAGAGGAAAAAAAAAUUUGAUGAAUAAUGAGACAAGCAAAUUUAAAAUGCCCCAAAGAGAAACCUUAACUCUAAAUUUAGGACUUGUUAAAGUAUCAAGUUUGUAUUAUAUUUCAUAUUCAGUUGAAAGCUUGUCAUAGAAAUGAUUAAGAAACUCUAAUAUGUUGUUUUUGGCUUAGUUAAUUUCUUUUUUUUUUAAUUAUAUUUUUGCUGUUAACUGUUGAUGUAUUUUUUUAUAUUCCUGCCAUUUGACAGAAAGCUUAAGAGUGCACAAGCCUUAAUGAAAAACUGUUGCGACUGCACUGUAAAAUGUAAUUCUAGCUGUUUGUUAUUUCAACAUAUUAUUCUAUAUCAGUUUGACGAUAGAUGACUGAAGUUGUUGUUAUAACAAGUUAAAAACGUCCCAAUUACACCAAAAAAAGCUAACUUGAAAACUCAUGUCCAGCUAAAUCAGAAACUUAUGUGAACUUGACAAUGCGGGUAAGUUGAGCACAGCAGGAUUCAAAACUGCCUCACGUGACUGCUACCGAGGUGCAUCAUGGGGAAUUGGCGGUUAACGACAUGCUCACUUUACUUGGACGUUUUCUAAUCGUCUUCUUUGGAAUAUGCUUUCAAGGUCUGUGAAGCCAAACUUGAUGCUGGGGAUUUAUUUUCGUCAGUGGAGUCAAAUGGUUGAAGCAGAAUUUGCCCGUCUUACAUCUGUUGACCUGAAAGGGUUCCUUUUUGCUGUGCUUGACCAUUAUGGAGAGGUUCGUGGAGCUGUACAAAAUCAAGAGCGGCAUAGAAAGGCUAA
This is a messenger RNA of Pelmatolapia mariae (spotted tilapia), 2608 nucleotides long. RefSeq names its product butyrophilin subfamily 1 member A1-like. Gene Ontology annotation, cellular component: external side of plasma membrane. Gene Ontology annotation, molecular function: signaling receptor binding. The record is from RefSeq and is a predicted model, not a curated record. The transcript is spliced from 8 exons. The coding region runs from base 125 to 862 and encodes 245 amino acids. NCBI's taxonomy places the organism in Eukaryota, Metazoa, Chordata, Actinopteri, Cichliformes, Cichlidae. Gene Ontology annotation, biological process: T cell receptor signaling pathway; regulation of cytokine production.